This is a messenger RNA of Penicillium atrosanguineum, 615 nucleotides long. RefSeq names its product protein transporter TIM23. Gene Ontology annotation, molecular function: transmembrane protein transporter activity. Bases 1 to 615 code for a protein of 204 amino acids. Gene Ontology annotation, cellular component: mitochondrial inner membrane; TIM23 mitochondrial import inner membrane translocase complex. NCBI's taxonomy places the organism in Eukaryota, Fungi, Ascomycota, Eurotiomycetes, Eurotiales, Aspergillaceae. The record is from RefSeq and is a predicted model, not a curated record. The transcript is spliced from 2 exons. Gene Ontology annotation, biological process: protein import into mitochondrial matrix.
AUGGCAAUCUGGGACUCUCUCGGUGGCCGUAAGGAUGGCCAAGUGCCCUCUGCCUACGACGCUUCCAACGCGCAAGAUGCUACUUCUUUCCUUUCCGAAGUCUCCAUCGACCCUACCCAGCUGCACCCCCUGGCCGGUCUCAACCAGGACACUCUCGACUAUCUUACCCUCGAAGACUCCACCCUUGAUGAACUCCCGGGCUCCCGCUCCGUCCUGCCUUCUCGCGGCUGGUCCGACGACCUUUGCUACGGUGCCGGCACCACAUAUCUGGCUGCGUUGACCAUCGGAGGCGCGUGGGGUCUCGCAGAAGGAUUGAACAAGACACCAUCUACCGCGCCACCGAAGAUUCGCUUGAACGGUGUUCUUAACUCGGUUACCCGCCGCGGUCCGUUCCUCGGCAACUCCGCCGGUGUCGUCGCGAUGGUUUAUAACGGGUUCAACUCGGCAAUUGGUUACGCACGCGGAAAGCACGACUCCGCCAACAGUGUUGCUGCUGGUGCUUUGAGUGGAAUGCUCUUCAAGAGCACGCGCGGUCUGAAGCCGAUGAUGAUUUCUGGAGGCAUUGUGGCCUCGAUUGCUGGUGCUUGGGCCGUGACGCGAAAGGCCGUCUUCUAA